This is a messenger RNA of Neoarius graeffei (lesser salmon catfish), 4952 nucleotides long. RefSeq names its product interleukin-4 receptor subunit alpha. Gene Ontology annotation, molecular function: protein binding; cytokine receptor activity. NCBI's taxonomy places the organism in Eukaryota, Metazoa, Chordata, Actinopteri, Siluriformes, Ariidae. The coding region runs from base 70 to 1176 and encodes 368 amino acids. The record is from RefSeq and is a predicted model, not a curated record. Gene Ontology annotation, cellular component: external side of plasma membrane. Gene Ontology annotation, biological process: immunoglobulin mediated immune response; cytokine-mediated signaling pathway. The transcript has 9 exons.
ACGUGUGCGUAUUCUCACUUUCUGUUGCUCAGCACACAGCAACAACUUGAACGGCUCCAGAAAAAGGAGAUGAGGUUCAUUCUUUUCUUCCAGUUUUUUGCCUGUUUUUCUCACCUGUGGGGACGUCUGAUGUGUCAGACUGUGAUCCAUGGUCAUAAUUACAGUUUGGAAUGUCUGAAUGAUUACCUCUUUACCAUCAAGUGCGAGUUGAACAGGACCUCUGAGCCUCAACCCCAUGAUGAUGCCCUCUACUGGCUGGAAUUCUACGAUGAAAGGGAGCCGUUUGAGUGUGUGUUAACGUCACAGACAUACCCCUGGGUGUGUGUCCUGAACCUGUCUACUCGGGUUGAAGACCCUUUCAUGGACGUAGACCGUUUCCAGAUCUCGUUUAACUAUAGUUUCCAUGACAACAAUGGAUCAGCAGUGCUGAACACAAACUACAUGCCAGUACAAUAUAUUCAGCCUGUCCCUCCAUCGAACCUGAUGUUGCUAUGGAAACCAGAUGAGGCUGUUUUCCACUGGCGCAGCGGCUAUAACGAAAACAUUAGGCUUGUCCCGAACCUCAAGUACCAUCUCCGCAUAUACGGAAAUGGCAAGGUGGCGGAUGUCCGUUCCAGUCAAACCAAUGUGUCGGUGCCAGUGUCCAUCUUUGCACCUAACAAUAACUACACAGCUCAUGUGCGCUCAAGCCCUCAUCAGACACAUUACAAAGGCGUUUGGAGUCACUGGGGUCCCUCUAUUUACUGGACGACAGGACCCACUAACAAAGCAGACACUUCAGAUACCUCUUUCGCCACAGUCUGUCUGGCUCUGUUCUUGCUGCCGGUGAUAUUGCUCUGCUACUUUUCGUACACCAGGUGGAAAAGGUGUGUACUGAACCCAAGUCCUGCUCCUCGUAUUGGAGAUUUCAAAUGUUCAAUGACGAUGCCAGAGAAUGUGGGUGAGCUGCUACAGAGGGAGAAGUCUAUGCAGUUUGACAGCUUGACUGAAGAGCCAAAUGCCGCCCAGUAUGAAAAGACAAGCAUGCCUCAGUCUUCUGUGGAAUCAAAGGGGAGCAUGAGUAACUGGAUGCAGGUUUUGAUGUUAGCAGAGAAGGAGAGUGUGACGUACAGUUAUGACUACUGCACGCUCUCACACACCCAAAGUGAACAUGUUGACAACACACACAAGAGCUAAACAAGACAUGUGCAUUCAGAACAACCGCAUACAAGCUGGAAAUGUUAACAGCUAAUACACACACACACACGAAUUACAUAUUUCGGACAGUUUGAAUUUUGAAAUGAAUGCGUUUUUCUUGAAAGCAUUGUAUUACUUCAUUUCAUUUUUUCACAUUUCCAUCAGCACUUCGUGCUGCUCAAAGAAACGUCGCACAGCUCAGCUUCACUGUGCUUCCUGGAUGUUGUGAUGCAAUACUAAAACGAGGCACAUGGAGAGGUUAAAAUGUUGUACAAUCCCUCAGUAACUCAGCCUCAGAUGCUGCUUCCACAAGCCAAAAGAAUGCAUGAUAUGUUUUGUGCACUUUCCUGGCAAAAUCUUCAAAGUGGUGUAUUCACCUCGAUCUGAUGGCUUCCAACAGGAAAAGAAACCGAGCCGAGAAAACAGUUCUUGGAAACCCGUAUUUGAAAGAUAUUCCAGAGGUGCACAAAGGACGGGUUUCAAGUACGAAUACCACUGGCUCCCAAAGCAAUUCUGACUAACCCUGCAUGGUCCCGAAGGAAUUCUAAACAACCCCAACCAUUCCCAAAGGAAUUUUGAACAAUUCUGCCUGCUCUGGAAGGAAUCUUGAGCAAUCCUGCUGGCUCUCAAAUAAAUUUAGAAUGAUCCCACCCUCUUCUAAAGGAAUUCAUAAUAAUCCCACCCAUUCCCAAAGAAAUUCUAACCAAUCCUGCCUACUCCUGAAGGAACUGUGAAAGGAAUUCUGGACAAUUGUGCCAUCUCCCAAGGAAUUCCAAAAAAAAAAAAAAUCCCAUAGACUCCCAAAGGAACACUGAACGAUUCCACUGGCUCCCAAGGUGGGGUUUACAUUAGACCGUAUCAGCGGAUCAUCAGAUUAACGUUUUUAAAACGAUUAGCGUGCACACAGCAACGCCAAUACACGAUUCGCGUGCACACAGCAACGCCAAUACACAGAUACGCUCGGCUCUGCAGGCAUCCUGCGCUCCAAAUCACUCCACCCUGAACAGCGAGUGCCCUCUGGAGGGUGCGCACUCCGGCCCUGCGCAGCUCACAGAGCGCGCGAGUGGAGUGCACGAGCAGUGAUUUGGGACUGAGCCGCUGUGUUUGUGAUCUCAGUGCAUGUUGGGCAUGCGCGUCACUUACCGCUUGCAAGUGGAAGGAUGGCAAGCCUAAAGACAAUCAUAACUACACAAUGGGCAGUAUUUGCAUCAGUAUUUGCAGUAUUUUCAUACUUUUAUACUCUUUAAUGAAAGGUGAUACAAGGCGGAAGUCCACGCCGUUUUUCAGCAGUCGCGUCACAUGACCAACGCCAGCGAAUCAGGAAGGUGGAUGUCACAGUGACGUUGUCCAAUGACGACGCCAGCUAGAGCUCAGCACAGCGUAUCCGCGUAUUCUCAAUGUUUACACAGCACUGGACCAGACACUAUCUGGAUUGAAUACGUGGACCCUGGCGGAUUCCCGUUUCCCGGCGUUUUAAUGUAAACGGACAGUGCAUCCGCAAAGAAAACGAGACAGAUACGGUCUAAUGUAAACUUGGCCCAAAGGAACACUGAACGAUUCCACUGGCUCCCAAAGGAACACUGAACAAUUCCACUGGCUCCCAAAGGAACACUGAACAAUCUCAUCUGCUCCCAAAAGAAUUCUGAACAAUCCCACCCACUACCAGUGGAACUCUGAAUGAUACCAUUGUCUCCCAAAGGAAUUCUGAACAAUUCCACCGACUACCAAAGGAAUUCUGGAUUAACCCACAGGCUCCCAAAGGAAUUCUGAACGAUGUUACCCAUUUCCAAUGAAAUUCUGAAUGAUACCAUUGGGUCCCAAAGAAAUUCUGAACAAUUCCAUUGGCUCCCAAAGGAACACUGGACAAUCUCACCUGCUCCCAAAGGAAUUCUGAACAAUGUUACCCACUCAAUGGAAUCCUUAAAUGAUACCAUUGGCUCCCAAAGAAAUUGAACAAUUCCACUGACAUUGAAUUUGAUUCACUACCAAAAGAAUUCUGAACAAUUCCACCCACUACCAAAGGAAUUCUGAAUUAACCCACAGGCUCCCAAAGGAAUUCUGAACAAUGCUACCCAUUCCCAAUGGAAUUCUGAACGAUACCAUUGGCUUACAAAGAAAUUCUGAACAAUCCCACCGGCUCCCAAAGAAACACUGAACAAUCUCACCUGCUCCCAAAGGAAUUCCUAACGAUUCCACCCACAACCAAAGGAAUUCUGAAUUAACCCACAGGCUCCCAAAGGAAUUCUGAAUUAACCCACAGGCUCCCAAAGGAAUUCUGAACAAUGUUACCCAGUCCCAAUGGAAUUCUGAAUGAUACCAUUGGCUCCCAAAGAAACACUGAACAAUUCCACUGGCUGCCAAAGGAAUUCUAAAUCAUCCCAAAGGGAUUCUGGACAAUGUUACCCACUACCAGUGGAAUUCUGAAGGAUACCAGUGGCUCCCAAAGGAAUUCUAACAAUUCCACUGGCUCCUAAAGGAACAAUGAACAAUCUCACCUGCUCCCAAAGGAAUUCUGAACAACCCCACAUGGUCCCAGAGGAAUUCUGAACAAUCGCAUCUGCUUCCAAAAGUUUGAACAAUCCUGCUUGACUGCAAAGAAAUUCUGAACAACCCUAUCCCUCUUCCGAAAGAAUUUUGACCAAUCCUGCCCAUCCCUGCAGUUAUUUUUGUACGAACAUGCCCGCAAUAUUUUCAAAUGUAGUUAUGAGUUCUAGUUCCCAAAAUAUAAAAUGUGAAGCUGACAAAAUUUUUCCUAUUGAACAAACAGUAACUAGAAGCUGACAAAAAAAAAAGUCAUUCUUUAAGUCGUCAAAUUUUUAAUUAUUGGCAAAUUGCUGAGAAAUAAAACAUGUAACUCUGCUUCAUGACACCACCACUUACAGCAUGUCCCCAAGUGUUUCUUCUUUGCCUAUUUGUCAUAAAGUAUUGGAAAUCAAAGAUGGUAUAGCUUUAAGAAGAGAUGUGUUUGAAUAUUUCUCAUGUUGGCCGUUUUAUUUUUAUAUACAUCAUAUAUUGCUGCGCUCACAUAAUGUCGGAGAAUUUGGGAGGACAUAAAAUCUUCCUGUUAUUUACAACUUGAUAGCAUCCAUGCAUGGUCAUUUUGUUUGCUUGGUUUAAAUUGGCAGUUGUGGGUUUUAUCCAACAUUAGCACAAUACUUGAUGAUCAAUCAGUUGUCAAAACCGCUUUGCAAUUUUUCAAUGAACAAUUGGUCAAGUUGCAAGAAACUUUAAACCUUCAUGAUGCUAAUCUUUGAACCAUUUUUUAAAAACUAAUAUUUCAAAUUCAAGUCAUUGUAAUUCAUCAUAAAAUGAAACGUAAAUGAACAUUUCCUUGGACGAACUAUUGCCAGGUGCUGCACUUCAAGUUUUGGUCGAGGAAAUUAAGGCUUUCGGAGAUCUCCAAAUUUCUAACUCGGAAUUGAAAUCUGGAGGGCAAAGUGAAUGCCCCGCCCCACCAUCUGAAAAUGGUAAUUACGGUUAUUCCUUUAUGACAUAAAUUCAGCAUUUGGCACAAAUAUAUUGAAGUUGCUUGAAGAUAAUACGAUAUUACGAUAUUGGUUUCCAAUCUUCAGAAUUUACUGGACUUGCACUCCAUCUGCAAAAUAUGGCAUUCAACAAAGCAAUUCGGAAAUACAACCCCAAAUCAGAAAAAGUCAGGAUGGUAUGGAAAACGCAAAUAAAGAAAGCAGAGAAUUUACUUUGACUCGUAUUUCAUUACAGACAGUGUGAACCCAAAACAUUUUUGUUAAUAUGUUGAAAUUCCUGUAUUUCAGUCC